This is a messenger RNA of Cariama cristata (Red-legged seriema), 537 nucleotides long. RefSeq names its product avidin-like. The transcript has 3 exons. The record is from RefSeq and is a predicted model, not a curated record. Gene Ontology annotation, molecular function: biotin binding. Lineage: Eukaryota; Metazoa; Chordata; Aves; Cariamiformes; Cariamidae. The coding region runs from base 1 to 537 and encodes 178 amino acids.
AUGGGGAGCGGUGCCUUCAUCCUGGUCCUCACCCUGGCCCUGGCAGGAUGCGUGGUACCUGCAGAGAGAAAGUGCCUCCUCUCCGGGUCGUGGCGGAGUGACACUGGCUGCCGGAUGGUCGUGUCUGUCCUUGGCAAGGGCGGCAGAUUCUCCGGUUCCUACCUGCCAGGACCUGCUGCUGGGAACUCCGAAAUCCUCACCUCGCCACUGGAGGGGUCCCAGCAGAACACAGGGCUGGUCCUGCAGCCCACCUUCUCCUUCACCGUGCACUGGCGGCUGCGAGACAACACCACCGUGUUUUAUUUCAGAUCACCCAUGUACUAUCGAUUAGUGCUGGGCCAGCAACUCCAAGUGACAUCAGUGGCAUUAUGCAUCCUGAUCUCGAACUACAAAAAACGAAAGAACAGCAAAGACAGGGUCCUAGACCUUCCUGUCACCGUGGGCAGCUCCUGGGUAAAAAGGUCCAGUGGUUCCCUGGGGAUGCUCGUGGGCUGCCUGCCCCAGCCAGGGCAGAGCUGCGACCUGAUCCUGUUAUGA